AUAAUUUUUAAGGAUUGAGCUUUUAAAAUCUAUCCACGUCUUAUUUUCAAAAUUCAUUAUCUAAUAAUGGAUCUUACGUGAACAUCUGAAUCCAAACCCAUCAGAUCCGAAAUCCACAUCCAAAUCGUUUUCUGGCUCUCUCAAUCCCUCAAUCUAAGUUUAAGCUGCAAAUCCAACCGGGUCAUUAUUGGUUCGAACCCACAACUAUUCUCUGUGCAUUUAUACACUAAACAGAUCCCUUUUCCGAUUGGAUCGACAUGGAAUUUCGUAAUUUUGACCCAAGAUACACUGGGGAGUUAUUGAAGCACAUGGAUAGUCAGAAUGAGGUCCUUAUGGAAGCAUAUAGAUCCAUGUUCCAUGAAUUGCGGAAACUUCAGGUCGAAGAAGAGAUGCUUAUGCGCAAGAUGCAUGAAGUUAUGUCAGCUCAUGGUCCCACUAAAAGUGUAGAUGAAGAAGAACCAGUAGCACCUGAAGCAGUACUAGCAACUAGAGAAGGGGAGCGAAAUGGCAAGACAAUUUCUGAAGCUCAACUGGUAGAGGAGGCAACUUGGGAGGCAUCAGAGACAGAGACAGAGACGAUCAAAGAGAAGUUCCCUUCUCUCUGCUUUGAGGAAAAUGCUGAAAUUAGAGAGGGUGAUAUUGAUGGGAACCCAGUUCCUAUGGUUCUUGGACAGACUACAAGUGAGAAAGCUCUUAAGGUCUACACCAAGAGGCCCAAGGCCAAAGUGCCUAAAAGCUAGCACAACCUAACAUGAACCACUAUUGGGGGAAGGGAGGAGUUAGUUAUAUAGAAAGAGAAAAGGACGUAGAAUCUGAUAUAUAGGGGGAAAGAGAAUAAGUGGGGGAUAUGUUUUGAGAUUAUUGUCGAUUGUAGCCUAGAGACGUGUCUCUGGCUUGGGGGCAUGUUCUUAUUUUCUUGUAAUUCCUUCAUCAUCUAUACACAGUAAUACAAUUCCAAUUCAGAUAGGAAUAGUUCAUAUCUUAGAGGGAAGGAAGGGGGGGGGGGGGGGGGGGGACUGUUUUUGUACAAAGGAAGUUAGGAAAAAUAGUGGAUACCUUUGCUUUGAAAUUUGUGAGUUGUGAUUGAGGUAGUUCUCUCAAUGUGAGGGACUGAAUCCUGUGUUAGGUUAUUUUAGUUUCCUUUUGUGUUGUUUCUGAAUUCCUAAGCGAAGACUUGUAUGUGUUCUGUUAUACUUUGGGAUUUCAAUCAAUAUAAACCAUUAGCAAUUUUCUCUUUAA
This is a messenger RNA of Glycine soja, 1239 nucleotides long. RefSeq lists its product as uncharacterized. The record is from RefSeq and is a predicted model, not a curated record. The transcript has 5 exons. Lineage: Eukaryota; Viridiplantae; Streptophyta; Magnoliopsida; Fabales; Fabaceae. The coding region runs from base 258 to 740 and encodes 160 amino acids.